AUGUUGCAAUGGUUUGGUGUGAAGCGCUGUGCAGAUCUGUCCUGGUGCCGAGCACCAUGCGGGUCUCGUGCACGCAAGUCGCAACCGUGUUGUUCCACGGAUUGCUGCUUGACAUGGGUUGGUCUUAGCAAGCUGUUUGAUGAUCCCUCACGGACGGCUGCAAGCCUUCGUGCAACGCGUGAGAAAUGCGUGCGCCUUCAGCGGGAAGCUGUGGCCAAGGCAGAUAUCACGGCUCCGCAGGAGAGCCUGCGUGCAGCUGUUCGACACCUGGCGGCUGUGGAGAGGUGGCUCCAGCCAAUGCGCAGCACAUCUUCAAGCAAUCUGCGACAGUGUGAGCCAGAAGAGCUUGCCGCAGAGCUUGGCCUCACUUCACUUGCAGGAGGCGAAGACUUGGAAGACUUCGUGGAGCACUUUGCCACCGCAGUUGGAACAGGUGAGUUGCUAGUUGCCGCCAUUCCCUGCCUUUUGCAGUCCAAGACAUUUCGUCAUCCGGGCACCUUCUACAUCAGUUCAGAGCGACUCUGCUUUCGCUCUUCCGUCUUAGGUAUGGAAGCCCGCUUAGUGAUUUCCUGGUCCAUGGUCGAAUGGGCUCGGCUUAUCACCAGCGAGACGAACUCCAUGCAUCCCGUGCGGAUUCGUCUCAAGCAAUCUGCCGAAGUUGACGGUAACAUGGUAGAUAGCUUCGACCUUCGGAUCUUUGAUGUUGCAGCCUUGGCAAACAUGCACAGCUGCGCCACCUAUUUCAUUGGAACAGGACUCUUCGACAUAGUGCCGUCCGACGAUCGUCGUAGCGUCUCUAUCCUCUGUCCAUCUCCAUUGGGUGGUGGUAGUGGUAGUGGCAUCGGAGAGACCUUGGCGGCUGGACCACGUGCACGGGCACCCACGCUGACAGCUGAAGCCAUGGUUGCAGACCUGGAGCAGCUGAGUUUGGUUUGGGAGCUGCAACGACGGACGACGAUCUGGCACAGCGACUGGCGAGCCCCGUUCCUUCCGCACGAUUAUCAAAAAGCCAUCAAGUGGAUGUCUAUCCAAGAUCAUUAUCUGCCUCACCCCUUCAUUCCCGAAAACAUUGAUGUCGAUGAGGCCGCUGAGAGCGAAGAGCCUCCAAUUGAAGAGGUCCAGUUCCUGGGUCGGAAGCGUGCCUGCAAAUGGGAUGUCGUGGUGGACGAAAGCACAGAUUCCGAGGGAUGGCAAUAUGCCGUUGACUUUUACUUGGAGCCGAACAAGUGGAGCAACAGCCUCCGAGGCUUUUCACACGUUCGCCGCAGGAGAUGGCAGCCGACCUUCACGGGAGAAAUGCCCGUUCAAGAGGCAAGCACCCGAAGGUCCGUGUCCUUUGACAGACACAGGCUGAACUCGACGCUGAUGGCCGAGAAGGGGGUUUCGCCACCGCAGCAAAUUCUGGUGGUUGACCUAGGAAGCAUUCCGCUCCAAUCAAUCCGGGUUGAUUUGGAAAGCAAUGAUUGGGAAGCAGAGCACAACCUGAUGUCGAUGCACUUUCAGGAUCUUAAGAUGCAUGGCAUCGAGCUUGGCCCGUGGGUGAGCGGCACCUCGUCAGGUUCCAAAGUGCAGGGAAAGCUCCGCUCGAUGUCCAUGCGUGUUCCAGUUCCUCCGGCACCUAUGUGCCCCAAGGAGUCGCGAUGUGCAUGCACUUGGCAUGUUGUAUGCGAGGAUGACAGGUGCCUGCUUGAAAGCGUGAUCAUGUCCCUCGACGUGCCGUAUGGAACGUGCUUCAAUGUCAUCAAGUGCGAUACAUUUAGCAGAGAUGAGAAAAGCGGUAACACUGUGUUGGAACGCAAGUUCUCUUUGGAGUGGGUUAAGGGAUGCUGGAUAAAGUCACUGGUGGAAGCGAGUGUUCCCAAGGAGGUCAAGGCGGAUGGCGAGCAAUGGGCACAGCUCAUCAAGAAGUGGGCUCAGCAACAACCCGCGCCCCAGUCCACCAAACCAGAAGUAGGUGAAAAGAAGAAGAGGCCACCAGAGCUUCGAUAA
Messenger RNA from Symbiodinium sp. CCMP2592, 1989 nucleotides. The record is from the annotation of a GenBank genome assembly. Lineage: Eukaryota; Dinophyceae; Suessiales; Symbiodiniaceae.